UCGACGGGAGUAACUUGCAGCAACUUUUUCGCACCCAAUUUUUCCCUCUUCAAAUAAACUUUCCCUCGCACAAAAUCAAAAGAACGAACUCUAGAAAGCCAGGAUUUGCCGCAGUGUUCCAAUCCACCGCAAAAUUCACAACUCAGUUGCGAGAUAAAAUGUAUGGCUAUGACAUGGCCGAUUCAAACGAAGAGAGCAUGAUUCUAGAAAAGAUGAAGAGAGGAAGACACUCUGAAAAUGAAAAUGAAGAAAAUGAAGAAGGUGAAGACAGGUUGAGUGAUUUACCUGACUGCAUUAUCCUUCACAUUUUGUCAUUUUUGAAUACCAAACACGCCGUUCGAACUUGCGUUUUGUCCACAAAAUGGAAACAUCUCUGGAAACGUAUUCCAACCCUUAAAUUACAAUCCUUAAUAUUUUCCCCUAGGAAACAUUUUUCCUUAUUUGUGUCUAAGAUUUUGACUCUUCGUGAUAGCUCAACUGCACUCCACGCUCUCGAUCUUGAUCUUUACUGUCAUGGUGGUAUUGAACCUCAACUCCUUAAAAAGAUUUUAAAUUAUGUUUGCUCCCAUAAUAACCACCUUCAGGAAUUAGGAAUCCGUGUUAGUGGUGAUAGUAAUCUCAUUAUGAACUGUGUUUCUUCAUGUCGGGCUCUUACAUCUCUUAAGCUUUCAAUUCGCUCUGGAGGUAGUUUUAAUUUUGAAAAUUUAUUAUUCCCAAAAUCCCUGAAUUUGCCGGCAUUGACCAAUUUGGAUUUAACAAGGUUCACCUUUUGUGGUGGUGAAAACAGUCUUGUUGAGCCCUUUUCAGCCUUUAUCAAGUUGAGAAGUUUGGUCAUUAGUGGCUGUAACGUAAGGGAUGCACAAACCCUCCGCAUAUCAAGUGAGACACUUGUAAAUUUAACUAUGUUGGAUGAUUCAACUGGCGUUGACAAAAUGGAGCUAUGUGCUCCAAGUCUUUGUACCUUUACUUAUUCCGGUAUGCCUACUGAGAAAAUAUGUGGGAGUGGUCUAUCUUCUGUUAAACAAGUAUAUAUUGAUGCACGAAUAUAUACAACUUGCGAGAAGCCUCCUAUGACUCUAUUAAGCUGGCUGCUAGACCUUGCCAAUGUAAAAUCAUUGACAGUCACUUCAACUACUCUUCAGACUCUCUCCUUAGUUCCGGAUUUAUUAGAGGUUAAGCUCCUUUCUUUAUGUAACUUGAAGUCAAUGGAAAUAAAACUGAAACUACCUGAAGUUCAACCGGGAUUUCUCUACAUACUGAAAGAAGCCAUGUUAGAGAAAGCUGCUGCCAAGUCACGUAAAGAAGCUGCCAAGUUACGAAGAGAAUUUAAAGCAGGUUUGCAACCACAUCCUGUACCUGAUGGAAUGGUGGACUUCUUGCUGCAAAACUCACCGUCUGCAAAAGUUGACAUCACAACAGUUUAUAACAUGAGUGUUUGUUGAAGAGUCGAUUAAAAGUAAGAAGCAAAGUUAAUUUCAAACGGUAAAGAAGCCAAUGUAGUUGUUCCGCAGCAUGUGUUUUUUAUUUUUGCAAGCCAUUCUGAUCCCAUUUUAACAUAAAGUGUAAUCUAAGCACUCUUGUUUUAGUUAAUUGUGUUUCCUUUGAUUUUGUUGAGUGAUACUUUUGAAAUAUGGCUACUGCCCUAGAGUCUAUUUGGAAAACAUAUUAGAUUGAGGUUGAUAAUUGCCCUUUCAAACAUGCAUGGUAGUCAGUAGUUUAUUCUAAAUAUCAGAGGUAGAUGAGCUUCUGUGCAAAUACCCAGACGCUUGUAUUUAGUUAUUAGGUUGUUUGUUAUAAGGUAAACUGGACCGUAAUGAAAAGUUGAAGCACUACUUUAGGUUCAUUAUUUUCAA
This is a messenger RNA of Cicer arietinum (chickpea), 1853 nucleotides long. Its product is annotated as F-box/LRR-repeat protein At3g26922-like. The record is from RefSeq and is a predicted model, not a curated record. NCBI's taxonomy places the organism in Eukaryota, Viridiplantae, Streptophyta, Magnoliopsida, Fabales, Fabaceae. Gene Ontology annotation, molecular function: protein binding.